AUGAGCACCUCCUCCGCCGACAUCCCGCUCCUCUACCGCCUCUUCUUCCUCUACAUCGAGCCCCUCUCCGCCCUCGUCGGCUCCUACUUCGCCGCCGGCCAGCCCACCGCCUACCUCACCUACCUCGCGCCCACCCCCGCCGGCGCGCUCGCGGCGCAGGCCCCGCCCACGGCGACGCUCGUGUCCCUCUACCAGCUCUCGAACCUCUACCUGCUCUUCGCGCUCAACGAGCACCUCGUGCUGUCCUCGACGCGCGCGCGCGGCGUCUGGCGCGCGCUCCUCUUCGGGCUGCUCGUCGCGGACCUCGGCCACCUCGCGACGAUGGUGCCCGUCGCGCAGGAGAAGGGGUUCGCGGCGGUGUUCCUCCGCUUCUGGGGGUGGAACGCGAUGGAGUGGGGCAGCGUCGGGUUCGUGUACGCGGGUGCGGCGAUGCGGAGCGCGUUCUUGCUUGGGGUCGGCUUGGGGCGGGAGGGGAAGGCGAAGAGCGAGUGA
Messenger RNA from Epithele typhae, 492 nucleotides. RefSeq lists its product as uncharacterized. NCBI's taxonomy places the organism in Eukaryota, Fungi, Basidiomycota, Agaricomycetes, Polyporales, Epitheliaceae. The record is from RefSeq and is a predicted model, not a curated record. Bases 1 to 492 code for a protein of 163 amino acids. The transcript has a single exon.